AUGGCCCCGUCACAGCUGUCGCAGCUUAAGGCUGCGCUCAACACAGCUGGUCUGAACCGCAAAUCGGCCUCCAAAAAGGAUCGCAAGGGGAAAAAGGGGAGGUCGCAAGAUGUUGACCGCGCGAAGAAGGCUGCCAAGCUCGACGAGAUCCGCGCCAAGUUCAACUCGUUUGACGAGCGCGAGACCAAGACCAAGCACGAUGUUGGGGGUCGCAAGUUGAAGGGCGUCACUGGUCGCCCUGCGGCGGCUCGCCAGGCCGGUCUCGAGCAGCGUCGCAAGACCCUCCUUGAGGAGCACCACCUCCGCGACCACACGGGAACGUUCCGUGAUCGUCGUUUUGGUGAAAAUGACGCUACAAUGUCGCUCGAAGACCGUAUGCUCGAGCGUUACACCCGUGAACGGCAGAAGGGCCAGGGCAAGAAAGGCGCCUUCAACCUCGAUGACGAUGACGCGUUUGGCGACGACGACGAGGACGGCUUUGCUCUUGGCGGUCUUACGCACGGCGGUCGCAGUGUCAUGGAUCUCCCCGGCGACGACUUUGACGCUCAAGGCCUGGGAGAGGACGACGAGGAGGACCGUGGUUUGAUCGGUCGCCGCCAGGUUCACCGCGAGCACUUUGGAGGCUUUGCCAACGACGAGGACGAGGACGAGGACGAGCCCGAGCGCAAGAAGACCAAGCAGGAAAUUUACGACGAGAUUAUUGCCAAGAGCAAGGAGCACAAGGCAAUUCCUGUUCGCCCUAAGGUGCAACUUCCCGGCCCCUCAAGAACAGCGGUCCCUCUCCCAGGCCAGAAUGACGACAAAGACUAUGACCAGUUUGUUCGUGCUCUGGCAUACGAAGCCCGCGCCAAGCCCAAGGACCGCACCAAAACGGAAGAGGAGAUCGCCGCCGAUGAGAAGGAGCGCCUUGAGGAAGCCGAGGCUAAGCGCCUGCGUCGCAUGCGUGGUGAGGACUCGGAGGAUGAGGAAGAUGGCGGACGGAAGAAACGCAAGGCGGAUCGCGCCCCUGACGCCGACGACCUCGACGACGACUUUGCUGGCGAUGUGGACGAGGAUGGAGGCAUCUCCCUUCUUGGUCCUGGUCUUACCCGCGAGGCAAUUGAGACCAUGGACGUUGACGAGAGUGACGAUGAGGACGAGGACGACGAUGAUGGCGAUGAGGAGGACGGGGACAGCGAGGAUGACGACAGCGAUGAGGACGAUGAGGACGAUGAGAUGUCGGCCAUGGAAGACCUCGACUCUGACGUCGAGGGCAAUGACGACGAGGAGCCUGUCGCCCGCCUUGUCAAGGGCAAGGCCAGGGCCAAGUCGUCCAAGGCCAAGGCUGCCACCAAGGAGAUUCCUUACACUUUCACCUGCCCGGCAACGGUCGAGGAGUUUGAGGACCUUCUCGAGGGCCUCGACGACAAGGCUCUUCCCACUGUUGUUCAGCGUAUUCGCGCACUGCACCACCCGAGUCUCGCCCAGGGCAACAAGGAGAAGCUUCAAGAGUUCCUCGGUGUUCUGCUCGACUACAUUCUCAUCUUGGCGUCCCAGGACACACCGGACUUUGGCAUCAUUUCCGCUCUGGGCCCUCACCUCGUGGCUCUUGUCAAGCUCAACCCUUUGACCGCAGCCUCACACUAUGUCGCCAAGCUCUCCUUGAUGCAGAAAAACCUUCAACGCGGAAUCGCUCACGGGCCAAGCAACCCCGACUCGAAGACGCUUCCUGGCGCCCCAGAACUUGUCAUUCUUCGCCUCGUCGGCGCGACCUGGUCGACUAGUGACUUUUCGCACCCAGUUGUUCAGCCUGCAGUGCUGCUUAUCGGCCAGUACCUGUCACAGAGUCGUAUCCGUGGUAUUUCCGACAUUGCGUCGGGCCUCUUCCUGUGCUCCAUCAUUGCCCAGUAUGAGUCAAUGUCGAAGCGCCUGGUCCCCGAGGCCGUCAACUUUAUUGCAACGUCGGUCCUCUCGCUGGUCAAGCGCCGCAAGGACGCCGCACCUGUCACUGCGUAUCCCGACGUUAUCAGCUGUGAUAUCCAAAUGACAACGAGCGUCUCCCCUCAGCAGCCUGCCGACCUCGUCUCUGCGUUGAACGAAUCGGACGAAGAGCAGAACAAGGCGGACCUGUUGGCCGCUGCUCUUCAGCUCAUCUCAUCGUUUGCCACUUUAUACGCAUCGACCGCGGCGUUCAUUGAGCUCUUCACCCCCAUCUUGGCGGUUCUCGAGGGCUCUCGCUUGGCCAAAUUUGCCCCCGAGCUCAAGAACGUCUUCACUCAAAGCACUUCGAGCCUUUCGCGCCAGCUUGGCUUCGCCCGCGACGCUCGCACCCCCCUCACACUCCAGGACCACAAGCCCAUCCCCAUUGCCUCGUAUGCUCCCAAGUUCGAGGACGACUUUGCUCCCGGCAAGCACUACGACCCCGACGUGGAGCGCAACCAGGCGAACAAGCUUCGCGCCGAGUACAAGAAGGAGCGCAAGGGUGCUAUCCGCGAGCUUCGCAAGGACAACCGUUUCCUUGCUGGCGAGAAGGCGCGCGAGCAGCGUGCCAAGGACGACGAGUACAACUCCAAGAUGCGCAAGGUCAUGGGAUCACUCAAUGUGGAGCGCGCCGAGGAGAAGGAGAUGGAGCGCGAGAAGAAGCGCGAGAAGCGUCGCGCUGGAAGGAGCUAG
This is a messenger RNA of Apiotrichum porosum, 2652 nucleotides long. It is a transcript of the gene NOP14, whose product is annotated as nucleolar complex protein 14. Gene Ontology annotation, cellular component: nucleolus; Noc4p-Nop14p complex; small-subunit processome. Gene Ontology annotation, biological process: maturation of SSU-rRNA. The record is from RefSeq and is a predicted model, not a curated record. NCBI's taxonomy places the organism in Eukaryota, Fungi, Basidiomycota, Tremellomycetes, Trichosporonales, Trichosporonaceae. The transcript has 4 exons. Bases 1 to 2652 code for a protein of 883 amino acids.